AUGUGGGGCAGUAGCAGGAGGCAUGGCCUCUUUGGCAUUAGCAAUUGCAGAUACCUGCUCAUAACCAGUUGUCUCAUCCAUGCUGUUCAGGUCCUUCAUAUUUGCAAAGCUCAGUCCAUUGAUGAGCAAGCACUGCUUGCAUUCAAGGCUGGCAUCUCUGGCGACCCAGGCAGGGUGCUUGCUGCAUGGACGCCUACCAACGGCAUCAUGAAUGCCACGAACAACAUCUGCCGGUGGAAAGGUGUCUCAUGCAGCUCCCGACGGCACCCUGGCCGUGUCACCGCGCUGGAGCUCAUGUCAUCCAACCUGACAGGUGUGAUAAGCCCCAGGCUGUCCAACCUCUCCUUCCUCCACACACUCAACCUCUCUAGCAACCGCCUCUCUGGCAGCAUCCCCUCGGAGCUUGGCAUUCUGUGGCGCCUCCAAGUCAUCAGCCUAGGAGGAAAUUCCCUCACUGGUGAGAUACCCACAUCUCUCUCCAAUUGUGCUCGUCUCACGCAUUUGGAGUUGCAUCGGAAUGGGUUUCAUGGUGACAUCCCAGUGAACCUGAGCAACUGCAAGGAGCUCAGGGUUUUCAACAUCAGUGUGAAUACCCUGUCCGGUGGUAUUCCUCCAUCAUUCGGGUCGCUGUUGAAACUCGAGUUCUUUGGGCUUCAUCGGAGCAACCUCACCGGCGGCAUUCCCCCGUCUCUGGGUAACCUCUCAUCACUCCUGGCAUUUGAUGCCAGUGAGAAUUUUAAUCUGGGUGGUAACAUACCAGACGUGCUUGGGAGACUAACCAAGCUGAAUUUUCUCAGGCUAGCUUCUGCUGGCCUUGGUGGCAAAAUCCCAGUCUCAUUGUUUAUCAUAUCAUCCCUUAGGGUACUUGACUUGGGAAACAAUGAUCUAUCUGGUGUGCUGCCCGCUGACAUUGGUUUCACCUUACCAAGAAUUCAAUUCCUUUCUUUCUACAACUGUGGGCUCAAAGGGCGCAUCCCCAUGUCAAUAGGCAACAUGACAGGACUCCGUCUGAUCCAGCUUCACAUCAACAAUCUACAGGGGAGUGCUCCACCUGAAAUUGGCAGGCUGAAGGAUCUUGAGGUGUUGAACCUGGAGUCUAACCAGCUUGAGGAUAAGUGGGACAGGGACUGGCCUCUGAUACAAUCACUAGGGAAUUGCAGUAGGCUGUUUGCACUGAGCCUUUCCUAUAACAGGUUUCAAGGCAUGCUUCCCCCUUCUCUUGUCAACCUUACCAUUGGGAUACAACAAAUCUUAAUGAAUGGAAACAAGAUAAGUGGUUCAAUACCCACAGAGAUUGGUAAAUUCAGCAACCUUCGUGUUAUUGCGCUCGCUGAUAAUGCCUUGACUGGCACCAUUCCAGACACCAUUGGUGGUCUUCACAACAUGACUGGGCUAGAUGUCUCUGGCAACAAGUUAUCUGGUGAGAUCCCACCUAUGCUUGUUGCGAACCUUACCCAGCUUGCUUUCCUGGAUCUGUCACAGAACGAAUUGCAAGGAAGCAUACCUGAGAGCUUUGGGAAUAUGAGAAAUAUUGCAGUCCUGGACUUGUCUUACAAUAAGUUCAGUGGCAUGAUACCAAAACAGCUUGUCAGUCUGUCUUCUCUAACCCUGUUCCUCAACCUGUCUCACAACAUCUUCUCAGGUCCAAUACCUUCAGAAGUAGGUCGACUGAGCAGCCUUGGGGUUCUGGACUUGUCGAACAAUAGGCUCUCAGGAGAGGUACCACAGGCGCUCUUGCAGUGCGAAGCAAUGGAGUACUUAUUUCUGCAGGGAAACCAGCUUGUUGGUAGGAUUCCCCAAUCACUUAACUCAAUGAAAGGGCUUCAAUACUUGGACAUGUCACAGAAUAACCUGUCUGGUUCAAUUCCAGAUUACUUAUCGAUGUUGCAGUACUUGCAUUACCUGAACCUAUCCUACAACCAGUUUGAUGGACCAGUGCCGACAAGAGGAGUGUUCAAUGAUUCAAGGAACUUCUUUGUUGCUGGGAACAAAGUUUGUGGUGGUGUUUCAGAGUUGAAGCUGCCAAAAUGUUCUGGUGGUACUGAUAACUUUGCUAACCUCAUUGGUGUCGGAAGCUUUGGUUCAGUGUACAGAGGAACACUAGGCAAUGAAGAGCAGGAAGUCGCAGUAAAAGUACUGAACCUCCUACAGCAUGGCGCUGAGCAGAGUUUCCUGGCUGAAUGCGAGGUGCUGAGAAGUAUCCGACACCGCAAUCUUGUAAAGGUUAUCACAGCCUGUUCGACCAUGGAUCACAGCGGGCAUGAUUUUAAAGCUUUGGUGUACGAGUUCAUGCCUAACAGAGAUCUGGACAGAUGGCUUCAUCCAUUCACUGGGGAAGGUGAGAGUUCCUCUCGUACGCUAACCAUGUCUGAGAGAGUGAGCAUUGCACUCGAUGUCGCUGAGGCUCUUGACUAUCUUCACAACCAUGGCCAAGUACCAAUCGUGCACUGUGAUCUGAAGCCAAGCAAUGUCCUUCUUGACCCCGACAUGGUUGCCCAUGUAGGGGACUUUGGGCUGUCACGGUUUGUUCAGGGAGCAAACAGCGACUUAUUCCAACACACAGCCAAUACUGCUGGAAUCAAAGGCACCAUUGGAUACAUUCCUCCAGAGUAUGGAAUGGGUGGCGGAAUUUCAGUGGAAGGUGAUGUCUACAGCUAUGGGAUUCUCCUGCUCGAGAUGUUCACUGCAAAGCGGCCAACAGAUCCAUUGUUUCAGGGAGGUCAAAGCAUCCGUGGUUAUGUCGCAGCGGCUUAUCCUGAGAGAGUAAUAUCUAUAGCUGAUCAAGCUCUGUUGCAGCGUGAAGAGAACCUGGAAGAGUUCCUUGUGUCGGUUUUCCGAGUCGCGCUGCGAUGCACCGAGGAAUCACCGAGAGCAAGGAUGCUAACCAGAGAUGUUAUCAGAGAGCUUGCUGUUGUAAGGGAUUCUUAUGAGUAG
Miscanthus lutarioriparius is the source of this 2934-nucleotide messenger RNA. NCBI's taxonomy places the organism in Eukaryota, Viridiplantae, Streptophyta, Magnoliopsida, Poales, Poaceae. The record is from the annotation of a GenBank genome assembly.